Phytomonas sp. Hart1 is the source of this 520-nucleotide messenger RNA. Lineage: Eukaryota; Euglenozoa; Kinetoplastea; Trypanosomatida; Trypanosomatidae. The record is from the annotation of a GenBank genome assembly.
GUUCGAGAACACAUAUCCGUGUAGUAAAAAAAUAUACAUCAGGGAUAAUCUCACUUCUACACAUGCCGGUGACCCAGGAGCAGUUGCGGAAGCGCGCGGAGCUUGUUCGUACCGGUGGUAAGGGCUCUGUUCGCCGUACGGUGAAGGCGCACCACAGGAGCUCGGGAGAUGACAAGAAGGUGCAGGGCACCCUCCGCCGCUUUGGUGUGACGCCAUUCAAUGACAUCGAUGAGGCCACCUUUCAACUUCAGGAUGGUUCUUCAUUUUAUUUCUCAAAGCCCAAGGUACAGGCCUCAGCGCAAACGCAGUGCUUUGUAGUGUCUGGUGACUACGAACACAGGAAAUCUGAGGACGAGGAAUCGAAGAAGGAGUAAGUUAAGCCUUUAGUCUUCAAAGGGUUAAUACUUCAGAUUACAUCUCUAUUUAUUGAUACGGUGUUUUGGGGGACGAUAAAGAUUGUUUUUCUUUUUACUUUUACCUUCUAUGCUUUCUAAUAGGAAAAAUGUGAUACUCAUGUAAA